Vitis riparia (riverbank grape) is the source of this 1599-nucleotide messenger RNA. Its product is annotated as receptor-like protein 15. NCBI's taxonomy places the organism in Eukaryota, Viridiplantae, Streptophyta, Magnoliopsida, Vitales, Vitaceae. The record is from RefSeq and is a predicted model, not a curated record. Gene Ontology annotation, molecular function: protein binding. The coding region runs from base 1 to 1599 and encodes 532 amino acids. The transcript has a single exon.
AUGCCAUCAAACAUCAGCGUCUCUCUCCCAAAUCUCAUGUUCCUGAAUGUGUCGAGGAAUUCCUUUGAAGGUAGCAUUCCUUCCUUCGGUGGUAUGAGAAAGUUGCUCUUUUUGGACUUGUCUAACAACUCAUUCACGGGAGGAAUACCCGAGGACUUGGCCAUGGGUUGCCCCUCUCUGGAGUACCUUAUACUUUCAAAGAAUGAUUUGCAUGGCCAAAUGUUUCCAAGAGUUUCUAAUCUCCCCCGUUUGAGACAUUUGCACUUGGAUGGGAAUCACUUCUCUGGAAAAAUCCCAGACCUGUCCAACAGUUCUGGAUUGGAGAGAUUAGAUGUCAGUCACAACUCCAUAUCCGGUAAGCUGCCAGGGUGGAUUGGAAAUAUGUCAAAUUUGGCUGCACUAGUCAUGCCCAACAAUAGUCUUGAAGGACCCAUUCCUGUUGAAUUUUGCUCCCUUGAUGCCCUUCAACUCCUAGACCUUUCAAACAACAAUCUCUCCGGCUCCCUUCCAUCCUGCUUUAGUCCAUACUCAUUAAUUCAUGUACACUUGCAGGAAAAUCAUCUCACAGGGCCUCUGACUAAGGCUUUCACUAGAAGCAUGGAUUUGGCAACUUUAGACAUUAGAAAUAACAAUUUAUCUGGUGGCAUCCCAGAUUGGAUUUCCAUGUUCUCAGGCUUAAGCAUUCUCCUCUUGAAAGGAAACCAUUUUCAGGGAAAAAUUCCCUAUCAGUUAUGCCAAUUGUCCAAGAUAACCAUAUUGGAUCUUUCUUACAACAGUCUCUCUGGUCAUAUUCCUUCUUGCUUAAACAAAAUCCAAUUCAGGACUGGAUUUCGAUCUGGGAAAUUUUCCAUCAUAUCAUAUUUCCCAAGCCCAGGAUUCUCAUCAUAUCUGUAUCAUAGCCAGCACAUUGAAUUAUCUCAAGUAAAUGUCAACAGCUACCCCAUAGCUUAUGAUAAGGCCAUGGCCGAGUUCACGACGAAGAACAGGACCGACUUCUACAAGGGAAACUUUCUAUACUCCAUGACUGGGAUCGAUCUCUCUUCCAACAAGUUGACAGGUGCAAUACCUCCUGAAAUUGGAAACUUGAGCCAGGUUCACGCAUUGAAUCUUUCUCACAACAUCUUGACUGGGCCAAUCCCAGCAGCCUUCUCAGGCCUGAGGAGCAUAGAGAGCUUGGACCUCUCCUACAACAACCUGACUGGUACCAUCCCUGGGGAACUCACUGAGCUAACCAACUUGGCAGUUUUCAGUGUGGCUUACAACAACUUAAGUGGUAAAAUACCAGAAAUGACAGCCCAGUUUGGGACAUUCUUGGAAAACAGUUAUGUGGGAAAUCCUUAUCUUUGUGGGUCACGGUUGAGGAAAAACUGCAGCAGAGCUGAGGAAGAAGCAGAAAUUGAUGAAGGAGAAAAAGGUUUGACAGAUAGGGACAUUUUCUAUGUGAGCUUUGGGGCGUCUUAUGUAGUAGUAUUAUUGGGAGUUGCUGCUGUUCUCUACAUCAAUGGGGGUUGGAGAAAGAAAUGGUUUCAUGUCAUUGAUGUACUGAUCACAUGUUGCUGCAAUUUUGUGAUGCACCUUGUUGGUAAGUUCUCCAGUUAG